ACAACGAGACUCUUCAAGUUAAAAAUCUUGCUUCUACUUCAGGUUACUCAUGGAGUUAGUCGGGAGUGAAGAGAGGCGAAGAGAAAAGGUUUUUUACUUGCAGUUACCAAAGAACGAAUUGACGGAUCGCCGUGUUCGAACCGUUUAUCAAAGGAGAACAUUCGUAAAAUGUCGUAUUUGUCGCUUACGAAGUACUCGUCCUAUAAAUUUUCAUUCCACACCGAAAAUUUUCUUCUUUGACUCAUCUUAAACUUUACCUACGUUGUUAACCCGUUCCGAAAAUAUAAAUCUAUUUUCGUCCGUAACCAAAUUACGAGACGUCGUUUCAUAGUGGGACGCUAUAAUAGUAAAAUUCUUUAGUAGUAAGAUGAUUUUUCGAAUGAAAUUCGUUUAUUUUGGUGUGUUGAUGCGAAAGGUAUCGGCGUUUUGUCGAAUGGGGCGCGAAUUCGGGCACCGGGAGCCCCUUUUCCGGCCAUAUGUUGCCGCCGUCGGCCCGAUUAAGAUCAAAAGAAACGCGAACGAAGGCAUCUUGAACCUGUAGCACAAGAGAGCCGGGCGCAGGGUCAGGAAAAGACGAGAAGAGAACCGCUAUCUGUCUACCGCGCCGCUGCUGCUGCUGCUUCGGCCCGGACCCAACAAACCGGACAACUCCCGAAGAGUUCUUCUUCUUUAGCCGAAGCGACACACGUUUCGUUCUAUCGCUAAUUUAUGACCAUUUCGUUAUGGAUGACAAUAUGUCCGGAGGUGAUUCAACCGGGGAUAGCAGCGAUGGUGAAGUAACGGAAGAUUUGAAAGAAAAUUCCCCCUCAAUUAUAAUCCCGGCUAAUUUCCCCACAUCAAAAUCAUCCCAACAUCAAUUAUCCCCAUCAACAACAACAACAACCCAAGGUACUACAUCUUCUUCAACAAUACCAAUUUCAUCCUCAACAAAUUCCACAAAUUCAUCAAAACCCUCAACGACAACUUCACAACCCAUCGCCUCUUCCGGUGUUGUUUAUCAAACACCUCACGGUUUAAUGUACGCAGCGCCAUCAAACGGAAAUGUUAUCUUUGGUUUGGCAAGGACCAACGAUCAAAAUCUUCCUCACGGGUCGCAACUAUUGAUACCGUUAUCCGUUAUGGCGACGAACGGUCAGGGUGAACUCGACCUCUCUAAAAGGAAGUGACGAAAAGUUUAAUUUAAUAUUCCUUCCGGUUAAACAAAAAUGAACCGUUAUAUUAUAAACGGUUUAGAAGUUAAUAUUGGUGGUUUUGUUUUAAUAAAAAGAAAUCAAGUACUUAUUAUUUGAUGAUUUGAUGAAGAAAUAAAAACUGUUAAUUAAAAAGGAAAUGACGUCGAUCACGCGCAAUUCGCAUCCUACUUGUUGUUCCUUCUUCCUGUUCGGGAACGUGUCUUCCUCGUCCUAUAUAACCAAAAGUUGAGAGGGAAAACGGAGCCCCGUUAGGGCAUUGCUUUGCAACGUCACGUCAUGCGGAAGGUUCUUCCUAUUUGACAUUCAACGGACACGGUAGAGUUCUUCGUUCUUCCUUAUUUACACCAGAUGCGCUUCUUCGAAUCGAAUCGUCCUAUUUUACAACUUUUUUCGCUUCGAAAAUGUUCACAUUUUAGUACUUGAUUUCGAAAAAAACCACCAUAAAAAAAUGUACUUACUUAUAAAUGUAAAAACAGACUGAAUCGUUUUUGUUUUAUAAUCAACAUUUUUCGUUUUAUCAUUUUCUUUCUAGUCAUAUUUU
Molecule: messenger RNA, 1734 nt
Organism: Onthophagus taurus
Lineage: Eukaryota; Metazoa; Arthropoda; Insecta; Coleoptera; Scarabaeidae
Source: RefSeq, a predicted model, not a curated record